Molecule: messenger RNA, 5256 nt
Organism: Coregonus clupeaformis (lake whitefish)
Lineage: Eukaryota; Metazoa; Chordata; Actinopteri; Salmoniformes; Salmonidae
Gene: wnk4b
Product: WNK lysine deficient protein kinase 4b
Exons: 20
Coding region: 420-5168 (1582 amino acids)
Biological process (GO): protein phosphorylation; monoatomic ion homeostasis; negative regulation of sodium ion transport
Cellular component (GO): cytosol; cytoplasm
Molecular function (GO): ATP binding; chloride channel inhibitor activity; protein serine/threonine kinase activity
Source: RefSeq, a predicted model, not a curated record
CAGUUUGAAGACGUGCGACCAGAGACACGGUUUGAGGAAUACUCGGAUUGAUAUGUCAUUUAUUUUUCGUCUGUCUAUGAGCAAGACUACGACCAAGUAAAUUAUAUUUGACGGAUUUAAACAAGCACUUUUUACUAGGGAGAACUCCAUAACGACCUUCAUUUCUUCAUUCAGUUUGAGGUGAAGAGACUUGUCAGCACACUUGUUGAUUGUUAAAUAUUUUGUAGUAUUAUUAGCCAAUAGCCUAUAGUUGAAUUGAACAGAACAAAUCUAAUGUAUAAGCCAAAUAUGUAGACACAUUUUAUCUGUAGCCUAUACUUAUUUUUGUCUCCUUUUUGUAGCUUUUUGACAGCUUAUUUUUUUUCUUUUUCGACUUCAUUCACAUUCCUUGCAACCUACGAUUUUCCCUUGUCCAGUUUAUGUUUUUGAAUAACCUUCAUUCGGAUUUGUACUAUCCACUACUUGGGACACAAUACCCACCUGUUGCAUUUCGCAGCAAAACUCAUAAAACAGACAUGUCACAGGUAGAGGUCGACGUGGCCGGACUGGGUUUCUCCAAAUUACCUGCUGGGUUCGACGCCAACUCCUGCUUCCCUGCCCGAAUACCUCCAAGGCGAAGGAGACACUCGGCAAACUCCAGGAGAAACUCGUACAGGUUGAGCAAAAUAAAUACAUUGGAUUUGGAGCCUCAAGUUUACGAUGAUGCCCCUCUCUCCAAAACUCACUCCUGGUCUGCUGAUGAUAUUUUAGCAGAAACAGCGGCAGAGGAGAAAAAGGUGGACUCAUCAGUGCCAGCCUCACCUGCCUCAAGCCCGGGAACGAGUACGUGCUCACCUUGUACCCAAGCGUCAGACCCCAUACCACCUCUUGAUACCUGGGACGCGCCACAGCCCAGCUCGCAAGCACAGGACACAAGUUCAGAUUCUGAGGAAGAAAUCACUGACAAAAAGGUCAUUUUAUCUCGAGCUCCAUUUGAAAGCAAACGGGAACAAGAGGAAAAGGAUGAAAUUGAGACCAAAGCCGUGGCGACGUCACCUGAUGGAAGGUUCCUCAAAUUCAACAUUGAAAUUGGGAGAGGGUCGUUCAAGACAGUGUAUAAAGGCCUGGAUACGGAGACAACAGUAGAAGUGGCAUGGUGUGAGCUACAGACGCGGAGGCUGACGAAGGUAGAGCGCCAGCGUUUCAGUGAGGAGGUGGAGAUGCUGAAGGGGCUGCAGCACCCCAAUAUCGUCCGCUUCUACGACUCCUGGAAGGACAACUGCAAGGGCCACAAGUGCAUCCUUCUUGUCACCGAGCUCAUGACGUCAGGCACCCUCAAGACGUACCUGAAGAGGUUCAAGGAGAUGAAGCUGAAGCUGCUGCAGCGCUGGAGCCACCAGAUCCUGAAGGGCCUCCACUUCCUCCACACCCGCACCCCGCCCAUCAUCCACAGGGACCUCAAGUGUGACAACAUCUUCAUCACCGGCCCCACAGGCUCCGUCAAGAUCGGCGAUCUGGGCCUGGCCACACUAAAGAGUGCGUCGUUCGCCAAGAGUGUCAUUGGGACUCCUGAAUUCAUGGCUCCAGAGAUGUAUGAGGAGAGGUAUGAUGAGGCGGUGGACGUCUAUGCCUUUGGGAUGUGCAUGCUGGAGAUGACCACGUCUGAGUACCCCUACUCUGAGUGCCAGAACGCUGCCCAGAUCUACCGUAAAGUCACCAGCGGAAUUAAGCCGGACAGCUUCUUCAAGGUAAAAGUCCCUGAGUUGAAAGAGAUCAUAGAGGGAUGCAUCCGCAUAAAUACAGACCAGAGGUACACCAUCCAGGACCUGCUGGAACACACCUUCUUCAAGGAGAACAACGGUGUCCAUGUUGAGCUGGCGGAGGAGGACGACACGGUGAAGUCUGGCCUGAAGCUGUGGCUGCGUAUGGACGACACCAAGAAGCUGCAUGGGAAGUACAAGGACAACAACGCCAUCGAGUUCCUGUUCGAACUCUACAAGGACGUGCCCGAGGAGGUGGCCCAGGAGAUGGUGGUGCUGGGCUUCGUCUGUGAGGCAGACUACAAGCUGGUGGCCAAAGCCAUCCGGGACCGCGCCACCGCCAUCAAGCGGCAGCGGGAGAAGCAGCGCCGGAUGGCCGAGGAGGCCCUGCGCCAACAACAGGAAACUGUCAUCGAGGAAGAACCAGAGCCGGCCCCCGAGCCAGAACCACCCGCCCCCAAACCUCAAAUAGCCCUUCCCAUCAAACCGCCCAACCCCGCCCCUGUCUCGGCGCCCCCUGCCCAGACUCCGCCCACUCCAACGGUGUCGGGGCCGGUGAUGUCCGUGGCUAACGGCUCGGUGGAUUCGGGGAUAAACGCCAGCUUCACAGCAGAGACGGAGGAGCAGGAGGCAGACCAGCGGCAGCACUACAACAUCAGACACACAAGCUACUCCUCUGCCACAUCCGACUGCGAGAUGGACGGUUACCUGAGCUCCUCUGGCUUCCAGGAUCCCGGGGAUUCCCCUCUCCAGCCUCCUGUUAACUCCGCCCCUUCCUCCACCACUCCUGUUCCAUGGCCUCUGGAGACCCCUCGCAUCGAGACCCUGGCCAUCAAGGCUCCUCCACCUGACGCUCCACCAAUCCCGGCUCUCCGCUUCCCCUCGAGUAUCGCUGUAUCCAACACUACCAUGCCCCAGUCAGGAAACGCCAAUGGUUUCGCUUCUCCUGUCGACAGCUAUGCCUCUGAUGUGACGUCAGGCUUGAGUGAUGGCAAUGAGGGCCUAUCAGAAAAGAGUGCCAACAAACGUACCGGGACCAAGCUCUUCAGGAGGAGAGCCCGCUCACGCCUACGAAUCACUGGGUUGUCUGACAAAGUGGACCGUGUGGUGGAGUGUCAGCUCCAGACUCACAACAGUAAGAUGGUGACCUUUAAGUUUGACCUGGACGGAGACAACCCAGAGGACAUUGCUGCUGUGAUGGUCCACAAUGAAUUCAUCCUUCCCUCUGAGCUGGAGGGCUUCAUCUACCGCAUGCGUGACAUCAUCAAGCGUGCAGAGGCCCUGAUGAAGAGGGGCGAGCCCCUGAGUCUGGGGGACGCUGCCCACCAACUCUACCCCUACCUCAGCGAAGUGGGCACCCUGUCCACCUCGCAGCCCAAUUUACACACGCAUGGACUGACACGGACACAUUCCUCUUCAUCUUUGCCUGACUUUGCUGAGGGCAGCGUUGCUCAGCUCCGAGGCUCAUCUCCUGUGGCGCCUGUUGGAGACUUCUACAUCGACCCAAAGGCGGUCCCUUCUGUUCGCCCCCUCCGCUCUCAGUCCUUCCAGACCACCUCAAGUUCUUCCCAGACCUUCCACCCGCCUGCUUCCCAUUACUCCCAGUAUUCCCACCUCGACAUCGUGCCCCCUGUAAUGCCCCUCAAUCAGCUGCCUCCCCUGCCCCAGCAGUACCCCAAACCCCCCUAUGUCCCCAACACCCACUUCCCCUUCCCUUAUCCUGUCAGCCAGACCUCCUCCAAGCCCCCCAGCACCCCCCUCACCCCUGAGACCUUCCACCGGGUCCUAAGCAACUCCAACCUUUCUUCCCCUUCUCCCUCCUCCUCCUCCUCCCCGGCCAAGCCGGCCACCCCAGGGCAGCAGCAGCAGCAGGGGGGUGAAAAGUUACCUCUGAGAUGUGAGGUAGUGGGCAGUACCCCCCUGCCCACCCCUCCAGCCCAGCAACAGCAGAACCCAGGCAUGUGGCCCCCCAACAGCCACAACCAGCCCCUCUUCUCCCUGGCCAACGUGUUGUCCCUGGCCAUGAGCGUGGCCCAGUCCUUCAUGCCCCCCACCUCCAUGCCCAGUGGUCUGAACCCGGGCCAGUCUGGCUCUUACCACCCCUCAAUGUUUGGCCCUCCCCAGCUGAUGCCAGGGGAGGACCUCUACCAACCCCAGGGCCAGAUAACAGCAGGCCAGUAUCUGGACAUGUACCAGCAGUAUGCAGAUGCCCAGGCUCUGCACCAACAGGGCCUGUUGAAGGCCAACGUAGCCCCAGGGUCACCCCAGCCUGGAGGGCUAGUGGAUGGGACUGCGUUCAGGCAAGCCGGCUCCAGCCUCUCUCCUCCAGGAUCCAGCGCAAGUCCCCAGAGGUAUUGCCAGCUGGGUCCCAGGGUGGGGUUCCAGGAGCAGACAGACAGCUCAGCCUCCACCUCUAUCACCAGCUCCCCCUCCUCCUCAGCUCCAGCCAGCCCACAGAGCACCGUGUCUUCACCCAGGCUAAGAACCUCUUCACCCCUGGUGGUGUCAGAGUCGGGAGCAAACGCUGCCAAAAACAGACUGUCACCUAUCUCUGAGGAGAAAAAGCCUACCGUUACUGUCGGCCGUUUCCAGGUCACACCCAGCAGAGAGAUCCCUGCAGCCUCCGCUAGCCCCGCCCAGGAUCCUCCCCAAACCCACCCACAACACCAAACCCCACCCACAGUCACCGUUAGCACCAGCCCUUCCUCCCAGGACAGUGAAUCUGAGACCAGCACCGAGGAGCAGGGGGGCGAAUCAGAAAACAGCAUUAGCACCGUAACCGUGUCCCCUCACCAGCAAUCCCCCGGCGGGCCGCUGUGUAACCUAGACAUCGCCCACUCCGUCCCUGGAGGCUCUAAGCAGACAGAGCAGGAGGACCAGCAGGAGAGCGAGGAGGAGCCAGACAAGGAGCAAAAGGAGGGAGAAGAGGAGGAGCUGAGGAGAAGGGGGGGCCGGAGGCUGAGCCUGAGCCUGUGGGAGGGUACGGCGGGGAGCCCCCAGUUCAGCGGGAGCAACCUGAACCAGCCCUGGAUGAGCUACACACGCAGCGCCUCGUAUGUCAGCAGUGACGAGACCGAGAGCGAGGACGAGGAUAUGUGCGAGGAGCUACAGGAACUCAGGGACAGGCACCUGUCAGAGGUGCAGGCCCUCCAGCUCACUCAGAAGAGGGAGAUCGAGGCGCUGUAUGAGCGGAUGGGGAAGGUGCCUCCCCCUGGCAUUGUGUCCCCCGCCGCUAUGCUCAACAACCGCCAGAGGCGCCUCUCCAAGAGCGGCAACUACCCCGGCUCGCGUAGGAACAGCCUGCAGAGACUGGACAUACUGCCCCCUGCAGGGAUCAUGCGUAAAAACUCAGUCAGUGGCAGCAGCAGUGGCUCUCAGGAGAGGUCCAGUAAAGGGGUGACCUUUGCCCCCGACUACAACCGGAUGUGAGACGUGUCUCCCUGUGUGAGCCGGAGGACUGGGAGUUGGGGCAGGUGAUACUGUGGCUGGCCGCCUCCCCUCCCAACCACCAACCAGG